GUGCGGAGUCGCCUUUGUAGAGGGAUAUUGAAAUAUGACCCAAUGCCUGUUUGUUUGCAAUAGCUGCAAGCCUCGCAGCAGAGAUUCAAGUGGGAAACGGAGGGGGAAUCCAGAGACAAAGCGGCGGGGGAAUUGGGAACUGUGACGACGUGUCCUCCCUCCCGUGCCGGAGCAAGCAAAGGAAGGAGAGGUAGAGGAAAAAAAGACUGAGCCUUGCAACCAGCCGUCACGCUGACGAUGUGUCAGUCAAACACCCUGCAGGGACCAGAUCUACACGCAGGGAAAUGGUUGCAAUUCCCCCAGCUGGCCCUGAGGCGAAGGUUGGGCCAGCUGAGCUGUAUGUCUAGGCCUGCUCUGAAACUCCGUUCUUGGCCUCUGACUAUUCUCUAUUACCUUCUGCCUUUCGGUGCUCUUAAACCCUUGACCAGAGUGGGAUGGAGGCCUAUGAGCAGGGUUGCCCUGUACAAAUCGGUCCCAACGCGGCUGCUCUCGCGAGCCUGGGGGCGCCUGAACCAGGUGGAGCUGCCCACGUGGCUCCGGAAGCCCGUUUACAGCCUCUACAUCUGGACAUUCGGAGUGAACAUGAAGGAGGCGGCUGUCGAAGACCUGCAUCACUAUAGGAACCUCAGCGAAUUCUUCCGCAGGAAGCUCAAGCCGCAAGCCCGGCCGGUUUGCUGUUUGCACAGCGUUAUCAGUCCCUCUGAUGGAAAGAUACUUAACUUUGGACAGGUAAAAAACUGUGAAGUGGAGCAGGUGAAAGGGGUUACUUACUCGCUGGAAUCUUUCUUAGGCCCCCGUGUUAGCACAGAGGAGCUGCAUUUUAGGCAAGCAUCACCUGGCAACUCAUUUCAGCAACAGCUUGUCACAAAGGAAGGGAAUGAGCUCUACCACUGUGUGAUCUACCUGGCGCCCGGGGAUUAUCACUGCUUCCAUUCGCCCACAGACUGGAGAGUGUCCCAUCGCCGUCACUUCCCAGGCUCCCUGAUGUCUGUGAAUCCCGGGGUUGCCCGCUGGAUCAAGGAACUGUUCUGCCACAACGAACGGGUUGUCCUCACAGGCGACUGGAAACACGGCUUCUUCUCCUUAACAGCAGUGGGAGCAACAAAUGUGGGCUCCAUCCGCAUCUAUUUUGACCAGGACUUGCACACCAACAGUCCAAGUUACUCGAAAGGUUCCUACAAUGACUUCAGCUUUAUCUCCAACAACAACAAGGAGGGAAUCCCCAUGAGGAAAGGAGAACAUUUAGGGGAAUUUAACUUAGGCUCCACCAUUGUACUCAUCUUUGAGGCACCCAAGGACUUCAACUUCCACCUCAAAGCGGGACAAAAAAUCCGCUUUGGAGAGGCACUGGGUUCUCUAUAGAAACUUGCAGCGAGAAGGUUUUAUAUACAGAGGAACUCGAACACACCACUGCGUGUUUCAUUUAACAAGUAUGUAUCACUCAGCAGGACCUGGGUGAACAAAACAGGUCUCCUUGCUGUGGCAGACUUGGGAGUAUUUGCCCUGUAUUUACACACCGCUGCUGAAGGCAGAGAGUCAGAUGAUCCAUAUAUGUAUCAGGUACAAUUGCCUUUAAAAACAUUGACCAGGGAGGUUUCAGUCCCACCCUGUGCCUGCAGUCUUUUCUGUUCUGCCCCUCUGUGUGCCACAAGAUAAUUAUGUUCUCAGAGCUUGUAAGUCCCUUUUAAGCCUUGCUAGGCUCUGCAGGUGCAAUGGGACAGGGUGGAGGUAGAGAUUAGCUAUAUUUAAAGGGACACUGACAGGUUGAUUCAGACCUUGUACCUCACAUUUGUAGUAUCUGGCUGACAGACCUUGAGUUGAGAAUGUAUUCUCAUUUUUGUUUUAAUACAGUCCUCAAAAGUUCUUAAAUAAAAGACAGCCUGUGAAUGCACAGGGAGCCAAGCAGUUAAAUGGACUAGUGUGGCUUUACAGUCCAAACUAAGCACUGUGCACAACAGGCAGCAUCAGUACAAAAGAUUAGACUCAUCAGGCUUGUUUUCUAAUAUUAAAAUAACUUGAGUUGUUUUACCUGACAUUGUCUCUUUAAAAAUGGACUUUGCACUGUAUUUUAAAUCUGAAAACACUGUGUCUACAUUCCACAGAAUGAAACUGGUCAUCUUGAGUUUUUUUUAGUAGUAGCAGAGAGAUCCAUGUGUCCUACCCCUAAUCCAUGGUUUUAUUUUGCCAUUCCAGGCCUUAAAGACUUUGUUUGUAUGAGCGAUAAAACAAGAUUGUGACAAAAUAACACAGGACUAAGGGUAGGAAGGUAGAGAAGAUGUUGAUCUUCUGUGAUGCAUCAAGAUGGCAGCCAACAUAGGUUUUUACUUUUUGGUGUAUAUAUAUACAUCUUAAUUGUUGUAUGGUCACUGAAUUCUUGAUAACUUAAUUCUUGUAUUUAAAGAAAGUUUCAGAGUCUUGAGGACCAAUUUUAAAUUUGCACGGAAUGAAAUGCCAUAGGCACUGACGGUGUAUUAAGCUAUUACAGACCUUUGAAGCAAUCUAAAAGUUGCCUCCCAGGGCCAUUAGUCUGACCCUUCUAUAAUGAGCUGACAACUCUUUAUCUUACUUGACACACAAAGUCCCACCUUUCCUGACGUCUGCCCUCGUGCUUCACCUCAGCAAUGUGCUGGGCUCUGGAAGCUCUCUGUGGAUCGGCAGCCAGAGCCUCUUUAUAACUUCACGUCAGGAAAAGUUGUAACCAAUACUAACACCUUGGAUCUCUUGAGCUGGCACUAAAUUGCAUUGACAGAAAUCAGUGUCCAAGCGAAGAGGAGGAUUUCACUUUUAAAACCAUCUAGCAGUUGUUCUUCUUAAAGAAUAAACUCUUUGAGUCCAGGCACUCCCCAUGCUUAGAAUUGACUUUUGCUGCCUCGAGCUUGUGGGAAUGGAUGUGCUUAUGAAACCUGCCUUUCUGAUACCUGAAAGAUUUUUCACACUAUUUCCUUGCUUGAGCCUUGGGUGUUUUUUCUCUGCUGCUUUGAGGAGAUGGUAUGAUGCUUUGACUAGCUCUGAUCUCCUAAAGAAAAAAUUCUCUUUUGUAUGCACUGCAAAAAAAUAGAAAUAGAAUAUAAUUUUGUUGUACAAAUGUCCAGUUUGCCAAGUCCUGUAUGCUUAGCUUGUCAUCAGGAAAGAAGGGGUGAGAAACUGCAUCUAGUGAUGUAGCUCGAGGGUGGCUUUAAGAUGAUGAGGGCUGUUUGGGUGGCAAGCAGGAGAAAAUUAUUCAUUUGGCUCCAAGAGUCAAUGUUUCCUCACAUUACAUGGGGAGGAGUUUGAAAAGCUUGAAGUGGCUCUCAGCCACCUAUCUAGUUAAACUUCUUGGUAUUAGCAAGUUAACUCCUGCAGUAGUAUAUAAGAAUAUACAGGUUCUAGAAAUGUACACUUUUUAAAAACAGUGGAGAGUGAGAAAUACAAAGGCAACCAUCAACCCCCAGGUUAAAGCUGUACCUAGUCUCUUGCCUCAACUUCCAAGACAUGUUAAUAGUGAAAAGCAAAUGUUCCAGUGGAUCAGCAAAAUGAAUGAAAACCUUCCACCUUCUCCACUGUGGCCUAUGGCACCUGACACAGCCAAAGCACCUUUA
Nothoprocta perdicaria is the source of this 3578-nucleotide messenger RNA. It is a transcript of the gene PISD, whose product is annotated as phosphatidylserine decarboxylase. The record is from RefSeq and is a predicted model, not a curated record. The coding region runs from base 238 to 1362 and encodes 374 amino acids. Gene Ontology annotation, molecular function: phosphatidylserine decarboxylase activity. NCBI's taxonomy places the organism in Eukaryota, Metazoa, Chordata, Aves, Tinamiformes, Tinamidae. Gene Ontology annotation, cellular component: mitochondrion. The transcript is spliced from 7 exons. Gene Ontology annotation, biological process: phosphatidylethanolamine biosynthetic process.